UUGAACGCUUUGGUCCGCAUGACAGCGCUGUAGCGGUUUAGCUGUGUCUGGAUCAUCUACAGCGAAUAAACACAUGGACCUUUUGGCCUGAUUAUUUUAUUAAGUUCCAAGCUAAGCAAUGAUGCAGCAAGAGUCCUGGCUGAACUGUGAGAAGACUGCCGUCUUGCAGGGUGGAUUUUUGCUGGCAAAUCAGCUAUGCCAGCCAGAGUCUCUGUCCACUUUAAGAAAAGAGGACUGGAAGCACAUUGGACGCCCUGUCGUCCAGGCCGUCGCUGAAGUAUGUGGACAGAUGUGUGUAAACAACCACGAAAGUCUCCUCUGGAAAAAGAGAAUUCUGUGUAUUCUAUGGAGCAAAAUUUUGGAGAAUGAGAACGGGGAGGAUCUCGAUAGCAGAUGGAGGGAAAAUCCAUUAUUUGCCUUACAGAAUAGCCUCCCAGAUAUUAAUCAUACAGUAAUGUUUGAACUGAUCAAAUCUAUGGGCUUCUUCAGCAUCUAUGUUGAGCUGCUCCAGUGCUUUGAAUCGGUCCAACAGUGCACAGAGCUGGAGAGAUUGGUGAAACAUGUCACGAGGAAUAGCACAGAUGAUGACGAUGUGAAAUUCUUGCUGGAGGUGUGGUGGGAACUCUUGAAAGGAAAGAAAGAAACAGUGGACAACCUAGAUCAGAUCUUUACUGCCCAAUGUGUCCGUAUCCCAGAGACUAUCCCUGACUGCUCAUCACACGCUUCGAAACGAUUUAAACCAGACCCAGAUUUGGACAUGUCCACCACAUGCAUAAUGUCCAUCCUAUUCCAAGCACUCAAGGAUAUCAAGGAUACUAUACUGUCAUCUGAGAUAUGUUAUUUUGCUCUCUCCAACUGCCUAGAUAUGCUGUACACGUUCUAUCUUUUGGACCACGCAACAGACCUUCCAGCUGAAACCAAACUCCAAAAAAUCGCUCGCUCGGUCAGUCUGGAAAAGAGAAAUAAUUUUUUGGAAGGUGUCGAUCUUCUUCAGGCCAUAAAUGAGUCUCAAAGAGAUCUUGCCGCUACACUCACUCCUGCGCAGAGCAAGCCAUGUGGAAUCACACUCAUCCAAGCUAUAGAUACAGUACUGGAAGUAAUACAAGUAUGGAAAAACAGACAGUUAUUGAACAUGCCCGCUAAUGACCCAAGUUCCUUAGCAAUCCGUCUCAAGGAUAGUCUGGCCAGAGUUAUUAAGUCUUUGGAGCUCCAGUUUGGGAAUCAGGGUGAAAAUGAACAGACGGUAAAUAUUUUGAAAAGUAAUUUGGAAGAUUUGCUCGCAUCCUGGUCUCUUAAUGUGCCUGAAAGUCCAUGGAAUGAAAUAGCAACAGUCGCCAUAACAAUCAUUGACGGUAAUCUGAAGGGUUUUGAGGACCUUCCUAAACUUUUCGCCUCCAGACUGAGCCAGACUUUGAGCGAUACAGAGUGGCUAAGCUGCCUUGAAAGAAACAAAGGUGUAUUUGUGAAAAAAGACCUUGUCAUGGCCUUGGUCUCUUCUCUCAUAUCCAAAUGCCAAAGCGAUGCUGAUAUAAAACACUGCAAAAAGCUUAAGGAUAUUGUUGUGGAAAUAUUUUCCCAGCUGCCUUUACCAGACAAGAAUGCAAUUCUUUCAGAAAUUCUUAUCUUAUCAAAGAAAGGUUUGUACGGCUGCCUUCCGAGCUCUGUUACAGUAGACUUUGAUCAGGAGCUCAAUCUGGCUUUUAAUUGCAUCAUUCAAGGUGAUGCGAAAAGCAGCUUGAGCUCAGCCAUUAAUGCUGUGGCUCGCAUGGCCUUCCUGAACCCUGAGGCCACGGUGCACAGGUGCUGUCACAUGGCUGUGGUAAACCUCGGCGCUCAUACUUUUCUCUCUCAGAUACUCCGGCAGCUCCCUGGACUUAUGAGCACAUCAAGGGACCCGAGUGGAACAAGAAACAAAGAGUCAAACCUAUUAUGCAGAUGUCUGAAAGAAACCAUGUGGAACAAACUUGCUUCACCUCAAGAGGAAGACCAGUUUCUCUGUUUCCUGUCAGCAUUAAUGGAGUCCAAAAUGACUGACCAAAGCGGAGCAGAACUAAGCUUCCUCCUACCAGAGGACAUCGUGCAUGCUUUUGUCUUGCCUUUCCUCUCUUACUCAUGCCCUCAACCCUGUAGACUUGAAGUGUGCCUGCGACUUUUGCAGUCAGCUUUGGCCCGUACACCCUCAGGCGAUGACACACAUUGGAUCAUGAAUUGCUCUCCAUUUGCUCUCCUAUACUGUCUUGCUCAGCUUUUGAAUAAUUGCAGUAAGUGUUGGGAGCAAGAAUCAGAGAGUGAUACUAGUUUAUCUCUUGAAUCCAAAGAACUUUUAGUUUCUACUCUGACCAUAAUUGGCAAGGCAGUCGGCAGGGAAGUGGCUCUAGCUCCGAAUACUUACUCCAGAGCAAUUUCUUGGCUUUAUGCAAAAAUGGAAGAACUUGACUGGACUGUCCGCAUUCAUCUAAAAGAAGUGUGGGGAGAACAUUUUAAGUAUGAGGUUCCAACCUCUCUCAUGGCUGUAGCUGAGCUUUCUGAGCAGGAAUGGUCUGAAUUGGUGUUGCCUCACUAUGGUCAAGGCACUGGCCUGUUGGCCUGGGUUGAAUGUUGUUGUCUCACAGAUCACAUUCAGGAAAUAAUGUUGGACUCCUUGUCUCUAAACUUGCUCAAUCCAGAGGAAAUGAACAUGUUUAGUAAAGGCCUGUUGGUGGCAGUGUCACAGGUUCUCCCCUGGUGUACAGUGCACGAAUGGCAGCGACUACUGAAAGUGUUGCAUGAGCUUCUCCAGUCAGAUAAGCUUCAUGUGCCAUAUUCUCUGGAAUACGUGGAGUUCCUCCCAUUACUGGACCUUCGGUCUUUUGCUCAUGAAUUGCAGGUGUCCGUGUUCCUGUUACGUAUGUUCCAGCUUCUCUGCGGCUCGAGCUGUGCAGGAUGGCUUCCUCCUCAAGGCUGGGCACAUGUAGGCCAGCUGUGUGCUAUUGCCCUGAGGGGCAUCAUAGACUCUGUAAAAAGCAAAAUGCCACUCCAGGCCACCACCACCACAAUCUCCCCUAAAAGCACUGGUAUUGGAAAUCUUGGUCAGGAGGUUCUGUUUGUGCUGACUCAGCUUUUCUGCCACGUUCUCCACAUGCAGGUGAUGAUGCCCGGACAACCAGAGACUUUGUUUCUAUGUGCACUGGACAUUCUGUCCCACUAUGAAGCGGUAAUGUCCGCAUACCCCAAGAGCAGCACUUCCCUACAAAUGGCCAAUACACGCCACUUCUUUACCACCAUUACAGACAAUGUGCAGUGCACAGACAUGAGAGCUGUCCUGCAUCAGAAGAUUGCUCAGCUAUGAGUAUGUGUUAUUGAUUUACAAAUAAAUCAUUUACCCCCAAAAUAAACUGCUAUUACCACCGCA
This is a messenger RNA of Clarias gariepinus (North African catfish), 3391 nucleotides long. RefSeq names its product gem (nuclear organelle) associated protein 4 (gene gemin4). Gene Ontology annotation, biological process: spliceosomal snRNP assembly; rRNA processing. Gene Ontology annotation, cellular component: SMN complex. The transcript is spliced from 2 exons. The coding region runs from base 119 to 3328 and encodes 1069 amino acids. The record is from RefSeq and is a predicted model, not a curated record. Lineage: Eukaryota; Metazoa; Chordata; Actinopteri; Siluriformes; Clariidae.